UUCUUUCUGACAUUCUGUACUGCAUGUUAUGCAGUCUGUUGAAGUGUUGAUGAGACCACUGCCAACAAACUAACUAAAAAGUAAAAACAGUCUCAUUCUCAUCCUUUUAGAGAUGAUAACUGACAUUACUUUGAACUGAUUUGUCUUUUUGUAAACGUCCACCAAUAUUCAAUGGCAGUGAGUAACUCGUAGGUCUGACACGUAGGAAAUCGUAGUAGAAUUAGACCCUCAGUGGAUAUGGAUUUCGGUUGCUCUGAACGUCAGAAGGCGUUCACACCCAUCCUGAAAGGAUCUGCCCAGUCAAGACGACCACUCGGUGAACUUCCCAACGUGAAAGUAACACCCAGUGGCAAUGGCAAUGGCAGCCGGCAAUUCGAUGAUGUGUUCAUCAAGCGAUCGGUGUCAUCACCGACUACGCCCACUGUGGAGAAGUCACGCAGCCGGCGCUCCCGUCGGCGCAGCACUCGCACCCAGUCGCUGCCCGACCCGGUGAUUGCCAAGUGGGACUUGACAUGGCUGGUUCCUCUCUCACCUGACAGCAUGCUGCAGACGCUGGAAGGCCGCUACGCUGCAGGCUGCUACUACACGUUUGCAGGUGUUGCUUUGGUGGCCAUCAAUCCGUUCCAGCAAAUCAAGAGUCUGUACAGCACGGAGGGCAUGGAAGCAUACCGGGGCUUUGGCAAGGAGUGUAGGGAGUCACUUCCACCUCACUUGUUCAGUAUUGCCGAGGAGGCUCUGGCCAACAUGCACUGUGGAUUGUCAGUGAAUCAGUCCAUCGUGAUAAGCGGAGAGAGCGGGGCUGGAAAAACGUUCAGCGCUCGGUCGUUGAUGGAGUACUUUGUCAUGACCAGCGCUUGCCAGGGUGCAGUAAUGAGCGAGAAGGUGCGGGAAGUUGCCGACAAGAUAGUCAUGUCCAAUCCCUUGCUGGAAGCUUUUGGCAAUGCAUGCACGUGCCGUAACUCCAACAGCAGUCGCUUUGGCAAGUACAUCAAGCUACAGUACGACAGAAAUGGACAGAUUGUCAGUGCGGAGAUGCAGACAUACUUGAUGGAGAAGACCCGCGUCACCUAUCAGGCCGAUGGAGAAGGCAAUUAUCAUGUCUUCUAUCAGCUCGUCAACGGUGCGAGCGACGAGGAGAGGCAACUCUGGCACUUGCCAGAAGGAUCCAAGUACCGGCUGCUGCCCAAAGCAAGCCAUCCUGUAUCUUACGGAGGCUCAUCCUGUACUGAUGCGUGGCAAGAGACGUGUGCGGCAUUGCAAAGUGUGGGAGUGAGCAAGUCGGUCAUGAAGGACAUUGGCGCUCUGCUGUCGGCGCUGCUGCAUCUCGGCGAACUGGACUUCACGGAAGAUGUCUCAGACAGCGAUGACCUGCGUCAUGGUGCCGAGCUGCUAGGGCUUUCAUCGGACCUGCUGCUCAAGACCAUCUCCCAUCGUCAGAUCACAGCCGGUGCCAAUGCGUCACUGCGUGCCACUGCUGCCCACUGUGAGAGCUUCAGCAAGCCUUGUGAGCCGGCGGAGUGUCGGAACAGGCGCGACGCCAUUGCCAAGUUGGUCUACUCAAGACUCUUUGACUGGCUUGUUGCGUAUGUCAAUGACAGUCUGUGCUCUUCGGGCCCUGAUUCACACGCCUUCAUAGGUCUUCUCGAUGUGUAUGGCUUUGAAAACUUUGCUCGCAACAGCCUUGAGCAGCUGUGUAUCAACUAUGCCAACGAGCGACUUCACAAUCUCUUUGUGCAGCGCUUCAUCAAGUCACAGCAGACUGAGUAUGGUGCUGAAGGUCUAGACUGGACUGCGGUGGACUACCAGGACAACUCUGCUUGCUUGGUGGCCAUGGAUGGACGCUCGGGGGUGUUUGCCGUCCUCAAUGAGGAGUGUCAACUCAAUCGCAACAUGGACUCAGAGGCGGUUGCCGGUCGGCUGCUAACAAGCAUUCAGAGCGCCAACUAUGCCGUCAUCACUCGCCCGCCCAGCAACCAAGUGAAUGAGCCGGCGUUCCAAGUCAGCCACUAUGCUGGCACUGUUGUUUAUUCUACAGGAGAGCUGGUGGAGAAGAACAAGGACAAUGUUGCGUCCGACCUGCUUGGUCUGCUCUCACACUCGUCAAAGGACUUCAUCGUAUCGCUUGCUGAUCAGUGUGAUGACACUGCAGCUGCAGCAGCUACUACGUCGGCCACCACGGUUGAUUCACCUGUCCGUGCAAAUGGCUCCACACCACGCCGCCAGGGUCUCAAGAGAAAGACUGUUGUUUCCAAAUUCAAGGCGUCGGUGGAUUCACUAGCUCAAGUAUUGGAUAGCACAACUCCGCACUACAUUCGCUGCAUCAAGCCGAACUCGUCAUCGCGACCCUGCCAGUUUGAUCAGAAGCUUGUGUCAGCUCAGUUGACUGCCAGCAGUGUAUUUGAGACGGUGACCAUAUCACACGCAGGCUUCCCGGUCCGACUCCUGUACAGUGAAUUCCUUGGCCGCUAUGAUUGCAUUCUGCGGCGCAAUCGCCUCAGCCAGCACCACAAGGUCCUCAAGGUUCUGACACCGAAGGGAACACCGCUGGUCUGGCCCGAGAACAAGAGAUGCCGGAGUCCACUGGAGAUGAUAGACUCGAAUGACCUUGGCUCAUCGCUGACCAUUCACACAUCUCUCUCAACGCGACCUGGCUGCACUAUACCGACAGCCAUACCCGAGCAAGCCGUCAAUACUCCGCGUGGCGACUCCGUGAUGAAGAGUCUGCAGUUCAACGACGGUCACGACUCCACAGAUUCCGCUUCCGCUUCGUCGACCGAUCGGAGAAGUUUGUCCACCAGCAGUGUUCGCUUGCAUGCGCAGGCGGCGUCGGCGUCGGCGACAUCACAGACUGGCUCCAGUCUCGGCACGACACCGCGUCGGCCCAGUCGCGGUACCAAGCGUCGCCUGGAGUCGCAGGAACGCUACGCGCCGGAAGACAGGUCGGUGCUGAUGACGGGCGAGAAGGUGCGCACCGCGGCGCUGCUUGCCGCUGCCCUGCUUGGGCACGGCGACCUUAGGGUGCCCACGUGGGACGAGUGCGCCAAGGAGAACUCACCAGUGCUGGCAGAGAAAGUGACGAGGAACUCCGACCUGCAGCAAGUAGCGUGCAUGGGACAUACCAAGAUAUUCCUCAAGGAGUCACAGGUACUGCAGCUGGAGCGCCUGCGUGAAUCUGUUCUGUGCCAUAGUGCGCACCGUCUCCAGGUCUGGUGGCGCCGUGUCCUGCACCGCAGACACUUAGCCGCUGCCAUUCUACAAGCAACAUGGCGGAUGAGACAAGCACGUCAUCGCUUCGUUCACAUCAGAGAGGCGGCCGUGCUCCUACAGUGUACCUGGAGGGCGUGCCCCACGUACGAACGCAAGUUCUUGCAGAAGGUGAUCACCCCUGUCAAAGAAGUUGAAUCUGCAACAGGUGCACAGCAGUGUCAGCUUGCACUCGCUAUCCCACCAACUAUCCCGGUUGCACCGACUGUCCCUGUAGCGCUGACAGAUGGCUCUAAUAGCAGCGCAUCAACGGCCAUGGAUACUGUUUCCUGUGACGGAGCAGGGCCAUGCCGAUCUUCCCAUGCAGUCGUGUCCAGGAAGAAGCCUGUCACGUUUUCAGCCAGCGCACUGAGCAGUCGCACCGCUCGACAGGUGGACACAAGACGACGCAUGGCAACCGUCCGCUAUCUUCCCAAGUGUCGACUUCACCUGUUCUGCUUUGAAAGUGCUCUGGCGUGUUCCUCCGUUGUGCCACUUGAUCUCCAAGAACCGGUGGGUCUAAAUGUUCUCUUAGCACCAGUGUAGUCAGCAUAUCGGCAAUGUGUGAGUACAGCAAUCAGCAAUGUGUGUGUGUGAAUACAGCAAUCAGCAAUGUGUGUGUGUGUGUGUGAGUACAGCAAUCAGCAAUGUGUGUGUGUGUGAGUACAGUGCUGAUGUCAGUGCUACUCAUACAGUUUGUAGCCACGUGCUACUCAGAGCUACCCAGGACAUGACAGGAAACCACCAGGUUUUCGUUUCCAGCCACAUGCAAGCAUGCAUGUGCACCACAUGCUCUCGCGGUGCAGACGUGUGUUUUCGAGGAUACCAGGCGGCCCUGAUCCUGCAGGCGGGAUGAAGAAGGUUUGUGUAGUUGUUGCCGCUUGGGUUUGACACAGCACGGUGAUCUGCGGUGAUCUCCGGGCUAGCAACGCCACCACAAUGAACAGUUAACUGCACACAACAGUGUAGUGGGUCAGCAGUGACAUAACAAUGAACAAUUCGUUACGUUGCCUAUCUCACAUGACCUGUGUAGUGGCAAACAUCGUGCAUAGGAUUAUUGAUGCGUGUUUUUUUCACAUAUUCAAAAUGACAAAUUUACGAGCCAUCUGGACAUUGUGCGUCGCUUCGUACCAACUAUAGUGCUUUGCUCAAUUUCCUUGCCC
This is a messenger RNA of Sycon ciliatum, 4406 nucleotides long. RefSeq names its product unconventional myosin-XIX-like. Gene Ontology annotation, molecular function: ATP binding; actin filament binding; microfilament motor activity. Gene Ontology annotation, cellular component: cytoplasm; myosin complex; actin cytoskeleton. Lineage: Eukaryota; Metazoa; Porifera; Calcarea; Leucosolenida; Sycettidae. The record is from RefSeq and is a predicted model, not a curated record. The transcript has 26 exons. Gene Ontology annotation, biological process: actin filament organization; vesicle transport along actin filament. Bases 238 to 3789 code for a protein of 1183 amino acids.